This is a messenger RNA of Culicoides brevitarsis, 619 nucleotides long. RefSeq lists its product as uncharacterized. Lineage: Eukaryota; Metazoa; Arthropoda; Insecta; Diptera; Ceratopogonidae. Gene Ontology annotation, biological process: cytoskeleton-dependent cytokinesis. The transcript has a single exon. The coding region runs from base 38 to 592 and encodes 184 amino acids. Gene Ontology annotation, cellular component: dynactin complex. The record is from RefSeq and is a predicted model, not a curated record.
GUAAACAAUCGAAGGAGGUGAUAUCAUCGCAAAUAAAAUGGAUCCCUUAAGUGUCCUAGAAAAACGCGUUGAAUAUCUCUCGCGCAUCCUCCCGAAAGAAACGAAGGAAAAUCUGAAAGAGGAUAAUGUCAUCGACUCCAUCAUCUCGGCCGACACACUUAUUUCGAGUGCGAUUCGUGGUCAUGAAAAAAUGAACGAAGUCGUCAAACGAUCCGCAGAAGUCGAAAAAUUCCUCGAUCCAAAUUUUGUCGUGGAAAAUCAACAAAUCAACAUGAAAGAAAUUUUCAUCACCACAAUGGUCAACGAAUUGGCGCACAGUUUCGAGUUGCUGGACAAAAUCAAGCAACUUCAGCCAACACUCGGAGCUGAGUACUUCGGAAACAUUCCAGAUGUCACGGAUAAAUUGAAAGUGAUGAUCCAGACAGCAAAGGAACAAAAGGAAAGGAACGAAAUUACGGAAGAAACGUUAAUUACGAGUAUUCAGCGUUACAGCGAGCUGCAAGAAGAGAUUCAUCGGAAGCUGAAAGAGAUGAACGACGAAUUAGAUCGAUUUGAAGAGGAGCAGGAACGUCGUAAAAAAGCAGACGACUAAAUAAAAAGAAUAUUUAUUAACCGAAAA